This is a messenger RNA of Phlebotomus papatasi, 3096 nucleotides long. RefSeq lists its product as uncharacterized. The coding region runs from base 1 to 3096 and encodes 1031 amino acids. Gene Ontology annotation, molecular function: nucleic acid binding. The transcript has a single exon. The record is from RefSeq and is a predicted model, not a curated record. Gene Ontology annotation, biological process: DNA integration. NCBI's taxonomy places the organism in Eukaryota, Metazoa, Arthropoda, Insecta, Diptera, Psychodidae.
AUGCUUAUUGAUUCAGGUUCUACACACAAUGUUAUUGACGAAAAGACAUGGCUGUACAUGAAGAAGAGUGGAUUGGAAGUGAUAAAUUCAACCACAGAGUGCAAAGAAAAGCUCAAGGCGUAUGGGCAAAACUCAUAUUUACAGAUUGUUGGUCAGUUUGAAGCUGUUGUGAUGAUUGAAGAUAAUGGAAAAGAUUAUAAGACGUCCGCAAAGUUCUUUGUGGUUAAAAAUGGAUCACAACCAUUGUUGGGGAAGAUCACUGCAACGAUUUUGGGAGUGUUGAUUGUUGAGCUACCUAGCACACGCAAGUCACAGAUAAACUCAACGUCAGCGGAAAGGGUAAUAACACCUUUUCCAAGAAUUAAAGGUGUAAAACUAGUUAUACCCAUUGAUGAGUCUGUGCCACCUGUCAGCCAACAUCCACGACGUCCACCCAUUGCUUUGCAACGUAAGGUAGAAGAGAAAUUAAACGAACUUUUGAGGUUGGACAUUAUUGAAGAAGCUGUAGGUCACAGUUUGUGGGUAUCACCUGUUGUUGUCGUACCCAAAGGAGUUGAUGACAUUCGUCUAUGCAUAGACAUGAGAUUGGCUAAUAAGGCCAUCAAGAGGGAGCAUUAUAUGAUUCCAAGUUUUGACGAUUUUCUGCCCCAUUUGACUGCAGCCAGAGUCUUUUCACGCAUCGAUAUAAGAAAUGCGUAUCAUCAAGUUGAGUUGGAUGAGAAGUGCCGAUAUAUCACUACAUUUAUCACGCACAAGGGAGUAUUUCGUUACAAAAGACUAAUGUUUGGCAUUUCCUGUGCACCUGAAAUGUUCCAAACAAUCAUGGAGCAGAUGCUUGCCAAAUGUUCAAAUACACUGAACUAUAUUGAUGAUGUAGUCGUUUUCGGCAAGAAUGAGGAAGAGCAUGAUCAUGUCCUACGGCAAGUGUUGGAUACAUUGCGGAAGCGUGAUGUAUUACUUAAUCAAGAAAAAUGUAUCUUCAAGGUUCCGGAGAUAGUAUUUUUGGGGCACCGAAUUUCAGGAAAGGGCAUAAAACCAGCAGAAGACAAGAUUUCAUCGAUCAAGUCGUUCAGGGAACCCCAAACAAGAGAGGAAUUGAGAAGUUUUCUGGGGUUGGUGAACUAUGUGGGUCGCUUUAUAAAAGAUUGUGCAACAGUGACAGAUCCACUUCGACAACUGAUUCAUCAGGGUGUAGAUUUCCUAUGGGAAGAAAAACAUCGUAAAGCAUUCGAGACUUUGAAAGACAUGAUAUCAACCCCUGAGACUUUGAGUUAUUUUGAUAACGGAAGACGUACACGAGUUAUUGCUGACGCCUCACCUGUCGGAAUUGGGGCUGUAUUAGUCCAGUUUGAUGGAGAUAACACCACACCACAGGUCAUUGCUUAUGCCAGCAAGAGUCUGUCUAAAACGGAACAGAGGUAUUGUCAAACAGAAAGGGAGGCAUUGGCAUUGGUGUGGGCUGUGGAAAAGUUUUCUAUUUAUCUCAUUGGACGCGAAUUCGAGUUGGAAACAGAUCAUAAACCUUUGGAAAUAAUUUUUAAACCACAGUCACGCCCAUGCGCUAGAAUUGAAAGGUGGGUCCUCCGACUUCAGUCUUUCCGAUUUAGAGUCAUAUACAAGAAAGGAUCACUUAAUGUGGCUGAUUCUUUGUCACGAUUGGCCACUAGUAAGAUUCAGGAGACAUUUGACGUGGAGGAUGACAACAUGGUCAGAUCAAUCGUGGAGUCUGCAGCUGUUGAUGUGACGGAAAUCGAAGAAGCUUCAGCUUUGGACCCGGAAUUUGGGAAAUUGCGUGAAUCUGUAAUGACAGGUAGAUGGACAGAGGAAGUCAAAGCAUACCAACCAUUUAGGGAUGAACUAACCGUGACAGGGAAUAUUCUCAUUAGGGGAAAUAAGUUGGUGGUUCCUGGAAAGAUUCGUUCUCGGAUGUUGAAUCUGGCCCAUGAAGGCCAUCCUGGCGAGUCAGCAAAGAAGAGACGGUUAAGGGAUCGAGUGUGGUGGCCAGGACUUGAUAACGAUGUCACUAAAUUUGUAAAAGUUUGUGAAGGGUGCAGCUUGGUUACAACUCCCAACAGACCAGAACCCAUGGUAAGACGUGAAUUACCAUCAGGGCCGUGGAUCGAUAUAGCCCUUGAUUUCUUGGGGCCACUCCCUUCAGGGGAAUACCUUCUAGUUGUUGUGGACUACUUUAGUCGCUAUAAGGAGGUAGAAAUUAUGAGCAAAAUAACUGCUAAAGAAACAGUGAAUCGUUUGGAUAAGAUAUUCACACGGCUGGGCUAUCCGCGAACGUUUACUGUCGACAAUGGUAGACAAUUUGUCAGUGAGGAGUUUGAUUAUUUCUGCAAGGAACGUGGAAUAACUCUCAAUAAAACCACUCCUUAUUGGCCACAGCAAAACGGGGAAGUUAAGCGCCAGAAUAGGUCGCUAUUGAAAAGACUGAGAAUCAGCAACGGACUCAACCGAGACUGGAAGAAGGAUUUGUUAGAGUAUAUGGCCAUGUACUAUACAACACCUCACUCCACAACGGGAAGGACACCGACUGAACUUUGUCUUGGACGGGCAAUCAGAGGCAAAAUUCCAUCUUUGCAAGACAUUGAGACACAACCACCACUAACAACUGAGUACCGUGACAGAGACAAAAUGUUGAAAGAAAAAGGGAAAGACAAGGAAGACAAGAAAAGGGGCGCCAAAGAAUCAGACAUCAUUAUUGGAGACGUGGUUUUAAUGAAAAAUGUACUACCAGGAAAUAAGCUUACCACCACAUUUGGACGUAACCGAUUUAUUGUUACUGGGAAAGCAGGAGCGAGUGUUACGGUGAUGGACAUAAAAUCCAGAAAGAUCUACUGUAGAAAUUCUGCGCAUUUGAAGAAAGUGUAUGAACCUGAGGAUGCUCAAAGUGGGAAGGAAGCUGAUGAAGGACAACAGGACAUGCGAGAUCAGGAGAUAACUCAGUACAAGGACGACAUGCUUUGCGAGCAGGAUGAUGAUCAGGAGACGGAGGACAACAUCGAAGCAACAGAUCGGAUGAUUACUCAAACACGAAACAAACGUACUGUUCGUGAGCCAGAGAAAUUCAAAGAUUUCGUAAGGAGUUAA